Molecule: messenger RNA, 5027 nt
Organism: Tigriopus californicus
Lineage: Eukaryota; Metazoa; Arthropoda; Copepoda; Harpacticoida; Harpacticidae
Product: coiled-coil domain-containing protein AGAP005037-like
Exons: 1
Coding region: 630-4646 (1338 amino acids)
Cellular component (GO): cytoplasm
Source: RefSeq, a predicted model, not a curated record
GCCAGUGGGUGAGUGAGUGAAAAGGCGCAAAGAGCAAGAGAGAAAGAGAGUCGGGUGAGAGUGUUCCCUGGAACAGCAUAUCUGGUUCCCGUUCGCGUGGCUGUGGCGCUGGGUUGUUGGCCCUCCCAUUCAUUCAGUGGGCGAGGGCAGCCAAGAUAGCAGGAGAGACAGCAGACUUCUCCUCUUCGUUCUCCGUGAAGGCACGAACCCCACUCUGAAGUCAGAACUUCGACUCAGUUGUGGUUUCAGGACCCAGCCAAAAGGGGCCUCAAGGCUGUGUGCUUUCAACGUUAGAGAAACAAGAAGGGGAUUGAGUCUGUAUGUGAGCGUUUUGGGUGGUUCCAAAAUUCCUGAUUCUUCAACAUUUGAGGAUGGGAUUAAAGGAAGUGUUGUGAGAAGACAAUCUGUGAAACGAACCGGUCACCAAGACGAGGAAUUGGGGGGGGGAAGAUGUUAGAGAGCCUUUAUCCAACGAACCAAAAAACUCUGCUCUCCACAAUGACUUGGUGCUCGGAAACGAGUAAAUUUAGCUCAGUAAUGAUCCAAGCUGCCCCAUUGAUUCCGAUUUGUGUCUGGUCCCUUGAAUUGGGUCCCAUUCAUUGCUUGAACGACCACCAAGUCCGCAAGCCAUGCUGAGUCUGAUUAAAUCAAAGAAGAAGGAAGGAAAAAGGUUGCUAUUGGGAGGACUUGGCAAGAGUAAUCAGAGCUCGAAAGCAACGGGAUCCGCCCCAUCUGACCAUAAUCAGAGGCAAUCACUCGAGGAGCCGUUAGAGAAGGUCAGUGAUUCUUGCCUCUCGAUCGAAAUUGGUGCCCGUCUCAAUGAGUGUGGUCCAAACAACAACAAUAACAUCAAGAUCACUUCCAUAUCCCGAGGCGACGCCGGAGGAGGGGGAAAAACCGUCGAUUGGAGCCAAACCGAGGAAUUCUCGCCCGAGAUCCCGUCAAAAAUGAUGAGGCCAUCAAGCAGGGCCUUGGGUGAAGUGUUAAUUUCCGAUCGACCUCGUCGAACCUCCAGCCAGGCUCCAACGGACAGGCCUCCGUCACGAGGAACUAGCAUGGAGCGACCCUCGUCACGCAUGAGCGGCAACAACCCACAUCUUCCAACUCCUGAGAGGCCUUCAUCCAGAAACUCGAACAGUGGACGCACUCGACAACCGCGCCUAGGCAUCAGCACUGGACCGUAUCUGUUUGAUGAUGAUCCAGGGAUCAUGUCAGAGGUGGAGACUUCAUCCACUCGCUUUCGAAGACCAUCAGGAGGCGUUGGUAAAAGCAAUAACAACAGCAACAGUAACAACAAGCAUAACAACGCCCAUUCGUCAUCCAACUCAUCUGCCUCGAGCGUGCCAUUUGGAAAGGGUGGAGGAAGAGCGAGAAGUGCUUCUAAUGCAUCUUCCAGGACGGUGACGAUUCGAGCUUCCCCAUCGCCACUUUUCUCAGAAGAUGAUCCGGGCAUUAUGUCCGAAGCUGAGACCUCGUCGACGGCCAGAUCAAAACGUGGCAAUCGAGUCAGGAAUUCAAUACCAAUGGGAUCCCUCACAUUAAAUCGGCAUCAACAGCAGUUGUCUAAAAGCCAACAAGGUCAUUUAAGACUCCCAAAUAGGCGACACCAAGCAUAUCAGUCUUCUACUAUGUUUGAGGAAGAUCCGGGUAUCAUGUCCGAGGCUGAAACAGCGUCUACAUCAUCUAAAAGGAGGAGACAUGGAACUAAAACCACUCUUCCUGUUGUGAGGACCCCCUCAAAGACCCUCGAAAGGCCACUUGGAUUGGUAUUUCUCAUUUAUAGGGGAGACACAAAGAGAGCCCUCCUCCCAAAUGAAAUUACUUCUGUGGAUACUGUGAAGGCUCUAUUCGUUCGCUCGUUUAACAAAAUACUCACCAUGGACUAUAUGGACUCGCCCAGAGUCAAACUUUAUAUUCAUGACGGUGCCAAAGACAUUUUCUAUGAGCUCGAGAAGCUCAAUGAGAUCCGGGACAGGACCAUUCUAAAGGUAUUUGAGGCAGAUAGCUCUGGGAGAGGUCCGGCAGGUCUGGGUCCCUCUGGUCUUCCCCCUAUCACUAAUACUGACGAGUAUAAUGCUGCGUCUGAGGCGGCAACCGUCCACAUACCUGGCCUAAUGCCCGAUCCUGAGUAUGUGGAUGCUCAGUAUGUGGUGUCUAACAAAAUGCGACAAAAGUCGAAUGCCUCCACUUUACCCCGGAAUGCAUUUUCCUCGCUGGAUCCAGCCUCCAAUGGCAUACUGCCGGUUGUUAGUAUAGGAUCCAGGACGGGCUUAAGUGGUAGUGAGAUCACUCUCCCUAGCGCUCCACGUUCAUAUUCAUCAUCCUCGUCAAGUAAUGGCCCGUCUGUGUCUGGAACUGGAAAUAGUGGUACUUCCGCUCUGGGUGAGCGAAGUAAGACAUUGGGGCCUGGCUUCAUGAGAGGUCAUCACCCUCACUCUCGGCUCAAUGAUCAAAGUCUGAAUGGUACCAAAAGAGUGGAAUCUGGUUAUGUCUCGUCGCCAGAUGGAAACUACGAUUUCUCUUUCGUAGAGUCAAAACCCUCUCGCUUUUCAUCCCAGCCUCGGGGCCGAUAUUAUCCUGGGCCAGCCAACACGGAAGAAGCCAAAGCCAGGAUGAUGAACAUGGAAGCUCAAUUGAGCCAGCUCACUGGAAUGGUGGAGAAGGCGCUGAAGCACAAAAAAUUGGGAAAGAAGCAGGUCUCUUUUGAUAGAACUGUCUCUUAUAGUGACGAAAAGCCUCCUCAGGGUAUUCUCGUUACUUCCAAACGGAAUAAUAACAAUAAUAGCUUGGUCAAUGGCCAGAGUGGGAGCAGCAACAGCAGCAGCUCCAACAUGACUUGCAUCACUAAUACAUCCUCUUCCCACAACAUACCCACUUCCAUGCACGACAUCGCUUCUGGAAAAGCACAUCAACAGUUCUUCAAUCCUCAAAGGGUUUGUUUGACUGACAACGAGUUCCAGGGUCAUCUAAAAAGACUUCAUCGGACUACCAAAGAUUUAAAGCAAGAAGUCCGAGUCUUGCGUCGUCUUACUCAACUUCAAUCAAUGGCCAUGAAAGACCUGGUUCAAGACACAUAUCUCAAACUACGAGAGGCUUGUGUGUCCUUCUCGUCCCAUAAUGGGCUGAUGUCGUCGGCUGAAGAUCUUGAGUUAUGGCGGAUAGCGAAUGAUGAAGAACUGUUCUCACGUGAGCUGAAUGAAUUGCUCCAAAAAAUCGCAGCCCUUGAAUCGCAAGUUGAGGAGGUGAGGAGUGGAGUCAUCAACAAGAAGAAUAAGAUCAUGUUGCAGGAUGUUGAGAGUAUGGCACUGAUCCUCAGUCAGUGCAGUAAAACCGUGACCCAAUUACGACAGGCGUACCCAACUUUGGAAACCAAUCUGAAAAGUUCCUUGGAUAGUACAAGCAAAGGGUGUGUGGGUUCAAGGGAACCAAUCGUGGUCGCAGAAUUUCUCAAGAAGUCAUUGGAUCGAAUCGAUAGUGCUUGGCGGCGAAGUAAGAAACUCACCGGGACAUUAGUCACCUUGAAGCGAUUAGCCUCGGUUCAAGAGCAACGCUUCCACCCAGGGUCCAAUUCUUCAAUCAAUGACAUCUCGUUGUCGCCCCCACCAUCUGAACUCUCGAGAGCGGCCUCAAUCUCCAGUAAUCGAGAGAGCACAUUGGAUGACCUUUUGGACGCUUUGCAGACUUAUUCCAUACCUUCACCUUCACCCUCUCCCAAACCCUCCAUGGGACUAUUAAACAGCAAUCAUAAUCCUCCCGCCACGCCGCUUCAAACCGCCAAGGUUCGGCCUCAGUCUCAUCUCCCAUCUUUGGAAGAGCCACCCAUAACUUCGUCAUCCCUGGCCUCAUCUCCGGCUAAAAAAAUACCCUCAUCCACCUUGUCAUCAGGGGAUCAAAAACCACCUUGUCCUCCACCCAGACUGCCAACUUCAGACGUAAGACCCCCUGGGCUACACGGAAAAAAUCCCCCGCCCCCGCCUCCCCGAACAAGUUCUAACAUCCUCAAGGUCAAAGAAAAUGCUGAAGAGACCAAUAGCGGCAAUAUUUCGAGGAACAGCGACGGACCAGUCUCAGGGGAAAACAAAAUGAUGCCCUACCCUUCUCCUUCCUCCUCCUCUUCUUCUUCAUCGUCGUCGUCGUCCUCUUCCAUGUUAUCGUCCUCCUCUGCAUCCCUUCGAAAGACCCAACAAUGUCAAUUAGGGCAGGGUCUUUCUCCUGUGUCCUCGUCCUCUGUUUCCCUCACGCCGCCUGCUACCAAACCCAAACCUUCACUGGAUGUUCUGAGCAAAUCUCUCUCAGUCUCGAACGGAUACGGUGGAAGUGGGAAUAACGCCAGCAGUCAGGGCCUUCACCAGACACGGUCCUCCUCGGUGAGUGGCGGCAGUAGUGGGAAUGGGGGUGAAAGGCAGGAUCCAGGCGGCCAAGAGGAUGUCCUGGACACGAGGCACCAGGAGCUCAUCACCAGGCAAAGGCAGUUGCAGGAACAGUACCAACGAUUGCAGGAGAUGCAGAAAAAGUCCAAAGUUGGAAACGGCGCAGCCUCGUCAUCGAGUCUGGUGCCCUCUAACGGUGCAAUUCCUCAUAAGAAACCUAGUCAUGAGACGCAAGAAGAGAGCAAUUCCAAUGGAACAAGUGAGAUGACCACUUGAACUCGGACGACAAUCAUCGAGCGACCGACGGACGAAGACAAUGGACUUAGUUGAUGGUCAAAUGUCCAUGAAAGUGUUUGAAAAAUUCUCUUCAUAUCCCAUUGUGAUGAUGGCCCCCUGAAUGAUUUGGUGAAAUCAAAAGAAUUACGGUGACCUACGAUGACCAAGUGAAUCUGUGCCCGAUGAUGAUAUUUGUGAUCAAAAGAACCGGAAAUAUGCAUGACAACUAUUCCAUACGUUCAUCAUUGACUUUAUGUAUGCUGCUAGAACUAUAUUGAACAUUUAUCAUCUUCCCACGCUUCAUAAAAUAAACGCCAAAUGCCGAUUGAGUGAUCUAACAAUUCAUCAUUAAAGUUGUCUAUUAUUCUAUCCUUCUUUAGA